Molecule: messenger RNA, 3158 nt
Organism: Nilaparvata lugens (brown planthopper)
Lineage: Eukaryota; Metazoa; Arthropoda; Insecta; Hemiptera; Delphacidae
Product: gastrula zinc finger protein XlCGF57.1
Exons: 5
Coding region: 188-1771 (527 amino acids)
Biological process (GO): regulation of cytokine production; negative regulation of transcription by RNA polymerase II; regulation of immune system process
Source: RefSeq, a predicted model, not a curated record
CUUGCAUCGUUGCGUUAUUGAUCCUGUACACUUUCCUACUUGUUCUAUAAAUUCUUUGAAAUUUGAGGAGACUUCACAGUGAAUGUGAAAUUGCAUAAAAAGUAAUUGUCAAGAAGGAAAAGCAACCAGGAGAUAACGGGGAAGUUUUUGUGUUAAAAGUUUGUUAGUUUGAGUGAAAAAAGAGACAAUGGAAGCAGGGCAUAUGAAAAUAAAGGAAGAAGUAUUAGAUAUGGAAGAAAAUGAAUUAAUGAUAAGUGAUGAAGAAUUCCAUCAGGAAUAUGAGAAUGAGGAAUUCAGAAGUAAUAAUGAACACAGAAAAGAAGCGGCAGUAGUUGAAGCUGCAAAUGAAAUUGAAAAAGGGGAAGAAAAUUUUGAGUUGAUAAUGAUAAAAGAAGAAUCAAUUCCAGAGUUGGAUGAACAGCCCCCGAAGUCAAUAGUCUUAAAGCAGAAAAAUAAUGCUAAGAAAGGUUACAAAAAAAAGAAGAAGAAUGCAAAAAAAUCAUUUGACUGUAGAUUUUGUGAUAAUAUUUUUAAUCGUCAAUCACAUCUAGUUGUACAUGAGAGGGUACACACGGGCGAGAAACCUUACAAAUGUGAAACCUGCAGUAAAGGCUUUACUCAGUCAGGCAGUUUGAAAAUUCAUCUAAGAACUCAUACGGGAGAAAGGCCUUUCAAAUGCGCAGAUUGUGCUAAAGACUUUGCUAAUCUCAGUAAUUUGAAAUCGCAUCUGAGAACUCAUACAGGAAGUAAGCCAAAGCCUUAUGUAUGUGAAGAAUGCGGGGUGAAGUUCUCUCGACGUGAUAGCUUGAAUAAUCAUAUGAGACUCCACACCGGCGAUAAACCAUACAAGUGUGACUUCUGCUCGAAGGAGUUCACCUUCCAGAAUGGUCUGGUUGUUCAUUUGAGAACACAUACUGGCGAGAAGCCCCAUAUAUGUGAAUUCUGUGAAAAACGUUUCACACAGACGAGCAGUUUGAAAAUCCAUCUGAGAACUCAUACGGGAGAAAGGCCUUACAAAUGUAAAGAUUGUACUAAAGACUUUAAUAAUUUGGGAAGUUUAAAAAAACAUCUGACAACUCAUACAGGAAGUAAGCCUCAUGUAUGUGAAGUAUGUGGGUUGCAGUUCACUCAACUUGGAAGCUUGAAUAAUCAUAUGAGACUCCACACCGGCGAUAAACCAUACAAGUGUAACUUCUGCUUGAAGGAGUUUACCUUCCUGAAUGGUCUAGUUGUUCAUUUGAGAACACAUACUGGCGAGAAGCCCCAUAUUUGUGAAAUCUGUGGAAAAGGUUUCACACAGACGAGCAGUUUGAAAAUUCACUUGAGAACCCAUACGGGUGAAAGACCCUACAAAUGUGGGAAUUGCACCAAAGAUUUUGCUAAUCUGAGUAAUUUGAAAUCGCAUAUGAGAACUCAUACAGGAAAUAGGCCUAAGCCUUAUGUAUGCGAAGUAUGUGGGGUGCAGUUCACUCAACUUGGAAGCUUGAAUAUUCAUAUGAGAAUCCACACCGGCGAUAAACCAUACAAGUGUAACUUUUGCUCGAAGGAGUUUUCCUUCCAGACUAGUCUGGUUGUUCAUUUGAGAACACAUACAGGCGAGAAGCCCCAUAUUUGUGAAAUCUGUGGAAAAGGUUUCACACAGACGAGCAGUUUGAAAAUUCAUCUGAGAACUCAUACGGGAGAAAGGCCUUUCAAAUGUGGAAAUUGUGCUAAAGACUUUGCUAAUUUGGGAAAUUUGAAAUCCCAUAUCAGAAGAAUACACACACUAUGAGUGUUUCACUGAUAAGGUUUGCUGUGGAAUAUUUGGAAAAGUAGGCUAUAUUAGAAGACCUUGCACAGAGGAAGAGUUAUAAAAGAUAAAACGCUCUUUAUGAAGAUUCCCAUAUUGAAUUGAUAACGCUGAUGAAUUUCAGAGCUAAAGCCAAAGUGGUGAGUUCUUCAAUACUGACCUAGUGGAACACCCAGCCUAGGCUAAAGCAAAGUGGUUGUCUCUGGGGUCGCGCUUAUAAGCUAUCGAAUAGAUAAGUUGAGAUUCAUACUACCUUUGGAAGGGUGAUCACUUACAGAGCCGAUUCCUAAUGAGUCUAAAAAUCGCUUCCUGGCCGUUCGGAAUCCACCUGAAGCUGUAUGUCCAUUCAUCUCUCAUCAUUACCCACGCACAAGACUGGACUGGAGCUCAUGUAGGCAUCAUGUUUUCAGCAAGAUGUGGAACUAGCUCAUGUGGGGGUUACCUUUGAGCAAGAAGUGGAACUAUACAUAUCAAGACUACUGACUUGGAGAAUGAAGAGACUUGGUGCUAUUAAAGGAGAUGCAGGCGACUGAUCUACGAGGGGGGGGAUUGUUGAUGCGGAUCAAUAUCAACCGCGACGUAGAUAACCCUGGUUGAAUCUAUAACUCAAACUAAAAUCUACUUGCGCUUUUGACUGACUGGGGCGUAUCUUUGUACUGGUAGAUAGAUGUUGCGUAGAAAAUCCAUUGAAGACAACACUCGACUAGAACAUUUACAACUGAAAAAUAGAUGAAUAUGGAAAAUGUAUAACGACAAAAAUCCCGAUUGGCUGAAAUUUGGACAAACUCCUGCAGCUGAACUCUGGGCUGAACAUUUCAACAAAAAUGCCAAGUAUAGAAACCUGAUCUACACAAAAUACUUGGAUAACCAAUUGGCAAUUUGUAAAGUGAAAUAUGGACUCCUGAAUGCAGAUUAAAUACUUGGCAUUGCACUCGAAAAGUUGAACCUUCCAUCAUGUGGAUCCAGAAUUAGCAAGGAGUAUAAUAGACGAUUGCAGCCAAACGUCAUUGGAGAUGGAUUGGAUGAGUCAUUGGAGAGCAUUCAUUGGAGUUGGAUUGGAGCAUUCAUUGGAGUUGGAUUGGAGCAUUCAUUGGAGUUGGAUUGGAGCAUUCAUUGGAGUUGGAUUGGAGCAUUCAUUGGAGUUGGAUCGGAGCAUUCAUUGGAGUUGGAUUUGCAGUUUCAGGACAAGACAAGGUGCCCAAAUCUGGAGAUGCAGGAGCCUAAGGUCUAUUUCGUUUAGAGUAAAAUAAUGUAUACUAGUGUUUUACACUUGUAGCCUAUUAGUCUUAGGCCCGGUUGCUCAACAGCCGGUUAAAUUUUAACCGUGAUUAAUUUCACAAGAACCAGAGAAGGCAUUUUUGAAAAGACG